Molecule: messenger RNA, 3862 nt
Organism: Cydia fagiglandana
Lineage: Eukaryota; Metazoa; Arthropoda; Insecta; Lepidoptera; Tortricidae
Exons: 7
Coding region: 103-630 (175 amino acids)
Source: RefSeq, a predicted model, not a curated record
GCCGAACGCCGCGCAGUAAGCACGCGCGCCCGACGCUCGUGACAUAUACCGAAACUUUCACUAGUAUGCCAUGUUCGGACUUUGAGGUGUUUUACGAAAAAGAUGAAGGCGUGGACCGCGACAGAGCAGGACACCUCGUUGCCCUGCUGCCGCACGCUGCACAUCAAGCAUGCGGCGUAUGCAAGCGCACUCUACACAUUGAAUAUAUCAAUAUUAGUGGUGCUGUUAUAUAGUUGGAGGAUUGGAGUUAAUGCCAAGCGUUAUAAGGAGUUGGACGAUGUUUAUUAUGGUGUACAGAUAGCUUAUUUUGCAAUUAUAGGAACCCAAAUGUUCAUGAUUAUGCUCAGCAUAAUCUUGUUCUACGGGAUUUAUAAAGAAAACGUGGCGUUCCUGGUCCCGUGGGUUGUAGGCUGCAUGACCUUCAUGGCUUUAGAAGCCAUGGCCAUGGUCUACUCCAACAUCCUCAGAGAUCAUGUUAACAGACAAUUCGACGCUAUGUGUAAAGCGGAGAUAUCAUUUUUAAUACCAAGAAUACUUCUAAACUGCCUGUGCAUUUGGUGCGUGCUACGGCUGUACCACCUCCUCCGAGCCGGCGUGACCUGGAAGGGAGCCGCGGCCAUCGAACUGUGACUAUUGGACGACAACCCCCCGGGACCCCGCGAGUCGACAUUACUGCUUGGGGGGGCUGAGAGCGACACUGACGCUAGUCUUCACUCGCUCUGACUAAUCUAUCUCUUUCUAACAUAUGCUGUCUGAGAUCUGACAGAGAGAGAACCCAAAAAUUUGGAUAGCAAAAAAAAGGAUGACUGUAAAUUAUACUGGCGCUUAGUUCAGUAAAAAAAAAAUACUGCCGCAUAUUGUUGAUAUAUUUUAUUAACAAACGUUUGCGUUUGUGUAUCAAAACUAAAGGAGAAUAUGUUGAAAAGAUUUCUUUUCGAUUUAGUUAAAAUGAUCAUAGUUUUAUUUUUUCAUGACAUUUUCUAAGUAAGAAAAAUAUAUAUAUGGUAAAAUUGUCAAUGUAUUUUUGGGUCAUCCUGUAGGUAUUAUUUUGUAAGUAUAUUUAAUAAGUCUGUGACUGACUUUCAAUUCGAAUAUCAAAGUUUGAUAUCGAAAAUGUGACAAAAAAUCUACAAUAUAACGAGCUAUCACUAAAAGACCUUCAAAAUAAGCUCAAUGAUAAGCCCCGUGCAUGGACUAUAGGGGGCAGCAGGAGCCGUCAGAUUUUUGGCGCGAGGCGUAAAUGUGUCGUUUAUGCUUCCAUGUAGCCCACAAGAUGGCAGAACCUAGGAAACGUACCGACGAUGAACGGUAGAUGGUAGCACUUGCUAUGGCAAUUUACAUGUGCACAAUUAUGUUUCCGAUUCAGGCCACAAGAUCCUCCAACGCGCACGGUACCUUAUGCGACGCCGAAAGGCUUUUGUUGAUACUUGCAUGAUCAAAAUUAGACAGUGCACAAAUUUUUGGUUGAGUAAGUAUACUUAAAUUAUAUAGAGUUACUGCUUUUGUCUAAUUUGAUAACGAAACAAUAUUGCCGUGGCAUUAGGUCAAAUCGGCCCGAUGCGAAUACGAAUGCUUAAUUGCCGCAGCAAAAGCGUGAAAAUUGAAAAUUUGUGCCCUGUCUGAAAUGCCACACUGUAUAAUAUAACUGUAAAUACUGUUUGUCUGUAAAUGUUCCAAGCUGUAAAUAAGUUCCUUGUAAUAGAUAUAUUCGUAUAAAAGAUAAAGUUAGAAAGAGUGACAUUCAGAUUGUAAAAUUUGUACAAGUUUUGAUAUUGUUACGACUCCCGUGCACUAAAUAGUUCGAGAGAAACACCAAAUGUGACACACACAAUCAAAACAGAAACAAUCCAAUAUCAAAACUUUUACAGAUUUUGAAAUCAGAAUACCGCUCAAGCUUGCCGCUUGUAUAUACAGAGGCAUUUGUGAAAUUGUUAAUGCCUUGAUUUUAUAAUAAACGAUGUUAUUAUAUUAAACUAUAGACAGUAAAGUGUUAGAGCGUUUUUACAAUGUCCGAUACGAUAUCGGAUGUAGGAUCCUACAUCCGCGUAGACAGGCCGCGGGGCGGCGCCCGGGCGCCUCACACAAACAAAUAUUACCGGUCCGACAGCUGACGAAGGGGCUCCGACAAGGCUGAAUAUCGGAUGUCGGAAGGCGCCUAUGACAAAAACAGCUGCAGGAGAGUGCCAUUGGCAUUAAGUCCGCCUUUUUGGCGUUACUUAUAAUUUUUUAGUGAUAAUGUUUUAAGCAAUACUGUAAGCGUCCUGAAUAAAUUUAUUCUUUUUCAUUUUCUUCAAAUGCAUAAAUAAAUACAGAGAAACACUUAUCUUACAUUUUACUUGCUUCCGACAUCCGAUAUCGGAUCGGACAAUGUAAAAACGCUCUUAAUGUGACGUUCGGAUUUCAACUGCAGCAGUGUUACUGUUGCAGCGUCGUUAUUGCUCCGCUGUUUCUGUCAAUUUCCUUUAUAAAAUGAGGUUCGCCGCCGCAUUACUGCCGCAUAAUCGGGGCCCGAUUCGAAUUUUGAAAUAGACAUCUAUUAGAUAUCUUUUAGACAUCACCAAACUUGGUGAUCGUAACUACGAUAACGAUAUGUUUAAGAUCUAACCUGUCAAAUUUGACAUUUGCGCGAUUCUGGAGAUACUCUUGAACGAUUUCCACAGGAUAUGACAUAGAGAUCAAAUUCACAUCUAAUAGAUAUCUUACUCUAUCUAACGUAAAAGUGACAUUGGUUGCCCGAAUUGCGCUGCAAAAGAGAACUAGUUGAUAUCUAAACUAUGACGUAUCUAGAAUGGAUCUAGUAUGUGUCGUCUCUUGUGAAUAUCUUGAAGUUCGAAUACGGCAGUAUAUCAUUCAUUCCACCACUCAUUUUAUCAAGGUAAUUCACAGAUACAGCAGCGGCAACAACGACGCCGCAACUGUAAUGCGGCUGCAGUUGUUAUCUGAACGUGACCUUUAACCAACCUCAUCAAGGCGAGAUGUGCUCAAAGCGAUUUGAACGGCUCGAUUCGGGAAAUGAAUUAGAGGUUCACUAGAUAUGAAAUAGUAAAGAUAUGUGACGUUCGACGGCAAAAGGUACCUUAUGACGGCUGGCGCCGCGAUUCGGGAAAUUAAUUAGAGAUUCAUUAGAUACAAAUUGUAAAGAUAUGUGACGUUCCACGGCAAAAGGUACCUUAUGGCGGCUGGCGCUUACGUCGCUGCGCUGCAAUAAUAUUGGAGCGGCGUUAAUAAUAGCAUAAGCGCCAACCGCCAUAAGGUACCUUUUCCCGUGGGACGUCACAUAUCUUCACUAUAUCGUAUCUAGUUAAGCUCUAAUUCAAUUCCCGAAUCGCGCCGGAAGUAUUUUCUAAUACGUUACCUGUUCUUUCGAUAGAAAAUCACCUAAAUAAUACCACUAAUUGGUCUGUACCCCUGGUGUAAAUUUCAUUCGAUAGAGUGACGUGACGUGUCAUUUUGUAUGGGAUUUUGAGUUUCCAAAACGUCCCGCUUGGCGCGCUGUUCAAAAUCCCAUAUAAUAAUAGAUAUAACGCAAACGCGAACGCUCGUCACGCUAUCGAAUUAAAUUUACACUAUUAGGGAUGGGCAUAUCUCGCCUUACAAAACAAUAUAUGGUCGCUAUCAGAUAUAUCGGAGCGGUCAAGGUGACCAAAAAUAUCUGAACACGCACUCGAACGAACUGACAAUAGCGGCGUGUUCAGAUAUUUGUGAGCCCCUUGGCCGCUCCGAUAUAUCUGAUGGCGACUGUAUUGGAUCCUAUAUUGUUUUCUAAAGUGCCGUUACUUUGUUUAAAUUAAAAGAGUAGACAUUUCAUGUAACAUAUAACAAGUACCGAGAAAUGUAAUAAAUAAAUGUCUAUUAAAAAUUA